GCAGUGAGCAGACAUCACAAAAUCACACAUGAUAAAGGUUGCUGCCUCAGGACAGACUGUUUCAUCUGUGUAAGACACUGGGCCCAAGCAAGGAGCAGACAGGAUGUGCAGGAUUCUACUGAGUGUGCUGCUCCUGGGGUGGACAUGGGGACUACACGCUGUCCCGCUGGCUACAGAACCACUAUACACAACACAGGAGAACUUUGAUCUCGGCCGGUUUUUGGGGACCUGGUAUGAUUUGGCUGUGGCCACAAAGUGCAGCCACAUGCAACACCGCAGAGGAGACGCAGCUAUCGGCAAACUGGUGCUACAGAGAGGGACGGGACAGAAGCUCAAGAUGACACGGACCAUGCUCAAGCAAAGCUCUUGUGUGGAGAUAACUGGAGAAUAUGAGCAGACUUCAACAGCAGGCAGAUUUUUCUACCAUGUUGCAAAAUGGAACGCAGACGUGGAUGCAUAUGUCGUCCACACAAACUACAAUGAGUAUGCUAUUUUAAUCAUGAACAAAAAGAAACCAACAGGCGAAAGUGUUUCAGUUAAACUUUACAGUCGAUCCAAAGACAUAAGACCUACUAUUUUAGAAGACUUCAAGACACUAGCCAGACAACAGGGAAUCAGUGAUGAGUUUGUCAUUAUCAAACAAAACAAAGGGGACUGUGUUCCUGGGGAGCAAGUGGUGGCACCAUCCACUCAACCAGAGCUGCCGAGAAUGCGGAGGGCUGUGCUGCCUACUCUGCCUUCUGUCGACAUUGAAGGUUCUGGGGAUGACGCUCCUUUCUUCAAUGGAACUGAGGCCUGUACGGCAGCUCCGGACACUGGGCCUUGUUUUGGGAUGAAGCAGCGGUACUUUUACAACGCCACUUCAAUGACCUGUCAGAUUUUCAACUACGGAGGCUGUCUGGGCAAUCAGAACAACUUUGAGAAGGAGAGAGACUGCCUGCAGGGGUGUCGCACUGAGGCUGUGUGCCGUCUCCCCAUGGUGGCUGAGCCCUGCACUGACCCUUCAUCCACCUGGGCCUUUGAUUUUACUGUUGGAUUGUGUGUCCCGUACAAAAAGGGUUUCUGCCAAACCAAUGGCAACAAGUUUUACAGUAAAGCUGAGUGCGAGGAGUACUGUGGAGUGGUCAAAGAUGAUGGAGAUCUUCUGAAUGCUAACUGAAAAAACUUCCAAUUCAGGAAAGAAUAUACAAUACUUACAAAUAACAUUAAUAUACUGUGGAAAACAAGUAAUAAUAAUCAAACUUAAAUUCUUCAAGUGGUCAUGUCCUCAUUUGAAGUUAGUCUCAGCGAUACUGCAAAGGAGAGCUGUCACACAGAGGAAACUCUGCUCUCCAAUGUGUGGAACUUCUUUGUAGUUUCAAACAUAAUCAAGACGGCAAUUGUUGUACUAAGAAUCCACAUCAUGGCAUAUUUAAAGAACACAUAUUAUGCAUUUUACUUUAAUUCCCCUUUUGAACAUGCUUUUGGACACUGUGGGAUAAGCAUUCCACAUUUUUUGCAUAGAAUAAUGUCUACAUUUAGAAAACAGACUUUAUAAACUACAGCUCCAUCUCCUAUACGGAAUUAGGUGUUGGAGUUCCCUCUGCUGUCAACAAUGGGAAUGAAGAAUGGGAAAAUAAACAAACAUAAAAACUGCCUAGAAUAACUUUGGAUUUUUUAACCUAUAAUACAAUAAUUCAAGCAAAAUGCAAAUAGAGCAUUUUUGUAUAGAUGACUUUUGAUUAAUGAAUUAAUGUCGUAACGGUGGGUGUAGCAGACCAAAGAGUGCAGACUCGGGGAAUAUUUACGGUGUUUAUUGUACAGAUUGAGACAAGGUACAAAACUGAGGGUUGAUCUGAUGGUGAGCAGGAAGCCAGGUGUGGGCCAGGAUCCAGGAACAUGGAGUGCAGGGAAAAACCAAGACAGUACCAGGGCUGAGAAGCAGGGUCGGAACAGGGUCGGAGCAGGGCUGAAGGCACACAUAGGAUCCGGCACCAAACGCAGAUAAUCCAGUACAGAACAGGGUGAAGCAACACAGGCACAACAGGGACACAGGGUGUCUUCUCCCAGCUCCUCCUACCCACGGCAGGUGUGGUGAUUAGUCAGAUGGGCAGCAGGUGCGCGCGGGAGGAGCCGAGAGCUCCGCCCAGCUCCAGGUACAGACAGGUGAGGGAGGGGGAAGAGCACACAGGGAGACAAAACAGGAACAGAAAUACACACAUCAUGACAAUUAAUGAAACAUGAAUGAAAAAAACAACUCCAGAGAGGUAUUUGAUGAGGGGACAACAUGAUUAAAAAGCUAAAAAAAUAAUAAUAAUAUAAAAAAUAUAUCAAAAUCUUUUUCUUUUUUUUUUUUUUUUUGGUCAUACAUCGCAGAACACAAACUAAACAGCAAUUCAACAUAUUUUAUUUGUCAGAUUUGAUUGUGUAGGAUGUCAUUACUAAACCUUUUUAUAUUUUUUCAUGCACUCCUUUUCACCCAUAAACAAAUUCUUCAC
Messenger RNA from Periophthalmus magnuspinnatus, 2477 nucleotides. RefSeq names its product protein AMBP-like. Lineage: Eukaryota; Metazoa; Chordata; Actinopteri; Gobiiformes; Gobiidae. The record is from RefSeq and is a predicted model, not a curated record. The transcript has 10 exons. Bases 104 to 1159 code for a protein of 351 amino acids. Gene Ontology annotation, molecular function: serine-type endopeptidase inhibitor activity. Gene Ontology annotation, cellular component: cell surface; plasma membrane.